Messenger RNA from Melanotaenia boesemani (Boeseman's rainbowfish), 7571 nucleotides. RefSeq names its product matrix metallopeptidase 15b (gene mmp15b). Gene Ontology annotation, biological process: collagen catabolic process; extracellular matrix organization; proteolysis. The coding region runs from base 814 to 2790 and encodes 658 amino acids. Gene Ontology annotation, molecular function: zinc ion binding; metalloendopeptidase activity. Gene Ontology annotation, cellular component: extracellular matrix. The transcript has 10 exons. NCBI's taxonomy places the organism in Eukaryota, Metazoa, Chordata, Actinopteri, Atheriniformes, Melanotaeniidae. The record is from RefSeq and is a predicted model, not a curated record.
CGCUUCACUGUCCGACCUGCUCCGGUAGGGUGACAGCACAGAUCCUGUCUGAAGACAGGACGGCGAGCAACCGCAUUUAUACCAGCUAUUUAGAGGUUUUCCUCCAGAAAAAGGGAAAACUGGACGCAAAAGGCACAGAAGCAGCACAAUAUAGGUUUUACACGAAAUGCUGCGAGCCGCAACAGUUUUGUCCGCUUACAGCUUCUUACUUGAAGCUGAGAAAGUCGCUCAAACGUAGCGAACAUCGCUGUUUUUGUUUACAACUUUGGGUGAAUUCAGUUUUUUUCUCUCGGGCAUUAUCACGAGGGGACGUUACUUCCUCACUGGAUUAGCAGUAAGUCAUUUAAUGAGGUCUGUGUGCUGAUAUUAGUCGUUUCUGACUGGGCAUGUGAAAAGUGCUCUGUUGCUCUUCUGUAAGUGCAUGUUCAGGGUUAGUUAUUUAUCAACGACACUGGUGUGAAUUAAAUGAGACGUUCUCUUGUGGACAUUUCCCAAUACAGACAACAGAGCAUAAAACUAAAAAAGAAGAAAGUGACAGCACCAUAACUGUAAGAACUUAAGGACCCGUGCUCAGACAGGGUCAAGACCACUCAAAAAGGACCAUUGAAAUGUAACUGAGUGUGUGAGGGAUCACUUUUUCAGGAUGCAAGUGCACCUUUGAAGACUGCCUCAGCUCAGAAAACUGGUUGAACUGGGCUUAUAGCGUAUAAACGGACAUCACUGUGAGUUAAAGACAAGUCCUAGUUACGUGCUUCACCGUGGGGACUGAACCACAACAAACAACGACCGGUUUCCCUGAACAAUACCCGGACAAUGGCCCCCACCUCACGGGACAGCUGCUUCUGGUUGCUCUGGAGACGGACCCUGCUCGCGCUGUGGCUGUGUGCGGUCGGUGCGCGUGGAGCGGAAGAUGAGAGCUCCUUCAACGCGGAGUCAUGGCUGAGGAUGUACGGUUACUUGCCGCAGGCCAGCCGGCAAAUGUCCACCAUGCGAUCUGCUCAGAUCCUGUCCAACGCUGUCAGCGACAUGCAGCGAUUCUACAGCCUGGAGGUCACCGGACAGAUGGAUCUUCAAACCAUCAGGGCCAUGAAGAGACCCCGCUGUGGUGUGCCUGACAAGUUUGGAGGGCAGAUCAAAACCAACGUUCGGCGGAAACGCUACGCACUCACUGGACAUAAGUGGAACAAGAGCCAUCUCACUUACAGUAUUCAGAACUACACUCCUAAAAUUGGAGAGUAUAACUCGUAUGAGGCCAUCCGGAGAGCCUUUAAAGUCUGGGAGAGCGUCACCCCGCUGACCUUUGAUGAAAUCCCCUACCAGGAAAUCAAAUAUGGGCGCCGCAAGGAACCCGACAUCAUGAUCUUCUUUGCUUCUGGUUUUCAUGGAGAUAGCUCUCCUUUUGAUGGGGAGGGGGGCUUCCUCGCUCACGCCUACUUCCCCGGACCUGGGAUGGGUGGGGACACACAUUUUGACUCUGAUGAACCGUGGACCAUCGGAAACCACAAUGUACAAGGUAAUGACCUCUUCCUGGUGGCCAUCCACGAGCUGGGACACGCCCUGGGUUUAGAGCACUCCAACAACCCCCUGGCCAUCAUGGCUCCCUUCUACCAAUGGAUGGAGACAGAAAACUUCCAGCUGCCUGAGGAUGACCGGCGAGGCAUACAACAGAUCUAUGGUCAGCCAGAUGGCAGCCCCACCCAGGCCCUGCCUACAGUGUCACCCCGUCGGCCCGAGCCCAGGCCACCCCAGCCACCCCCUCGAAACCCCGACCGCCCCAGGACUACUGACAGACCAGAUCACUAUGGGCCCAAUAUCUGUGAAGGGAACUUUGACACGGUUGCGAUGCUGCGAGGAGAGAUGUUUGUUUUCAAGGGCCGUUGGUUCUGGAGGGUACGUAAUAACAGGGUUCUGGAUAACUACCCCAUGCCCAUUGGUCACUUCUGGAGGGGUCUGCCUGGAGACAUCGAUGCUGCGUAUGAGAGAAGUGACGGCAGGUUCGUCUUUUUUAAAGGAAGCAGAUUCUGGCUUUUCAGGGAGGCAAACCUUGAGCCGGGCUACCCACAAGAGCUGGUUGAAUAUGGUCAAGACAUUCCAUACGACCGAAUAGACACAGCCAUCUGGUGGGAGCCAACCGGUUUCACUUACUUCUUCCAAGGAGAUCAGUACUGGCGCUUCAACGAGCAGUCCCGCUUGGUAGACAGAGGAUACCCGAAGUCAAUCAGCGUCUGGGGAUCCUCAGUGCCUUCCACUCCCAAGGGGGCCUUUCUCAACGAUGAUGGGGCAUACACUGUCUUCUACAAGGGUUCCAAGUACUGGAAGUUUGACAACCACCGUAUGAAGAGUGAAGCGGGUUACCCCAAGUCCAUCCUGAGAGAUUACAUGGGCUGCAGCGUGGACCUGGAUCCAGACAGAGACACAGACUCUGGCCGCAGAUACCCAGAUGUAAACCGUCCGCCGUUUAAUCCGGAUGCAGGACGUGAUGGAGACAAAGGCCGCGACCGAGACGGGACAGAUCGUGAAGAAGCCGACAGAGACACCGGCAAAGGCUCGGACAGCGACAAAGACGAAGACUAUCGGGAGGGCCGAGAAGAAGACACCAACGAGGUGGACGUGGUGCUAAAGGUAGAUGACAGCGAGGAGAGGACCAUGAACAUUCUGAUGGUCACCAUCCCGUUGGUCCUGGUGCUGUGCAUCCUGGGACUGAUCUACGCCAUCAUCAACACGCUGCAGAGCAAAGGUGCUCCACGGCUGCUGGUGCACUGCAAGCGCUCGCUGCAGGACUGGGUCUGACCCUUGACACGAGGAGACGGUGGACUUUGAACUUGAAUUGGACUUUAGAUACCUCCCCCUCCUCUAAUCCAAAACCUCCUCCAGUGAUCCAUCGGUCUCACGUCUCUGUGCUCAGUGGCAAUCGCAGCUCUAAGAACAUGUGGUAGUCGAUCCAUGCAGAUACUGUACUGACACAUCAGCACACACAAACUAAAAGCAAACAUGAAUUGUGUCUUACAUUUACACCCACCUGGACACACACAUCACCUCUCGCCUCCCAUGGUGCUCUACGAAGCAGGGACUGUAGUCUAUUUAUAUGAGAGAACUUUGCACAUUGUUUUUUUCCUUCUUCUCUUUUUAAUGUUGUUUUGUUUUGGUUCAUUCUGUGUGACUUUUUUUUGUUGUUAUUGUUAUUGUUUCUAAGCAGGAAGGCCGCUCUAUUCUCUCUCUCUCGUCUCUGCUCGCCCUCCCCUUCCCCUGAUCUCAGCAGGGGGGGUUUCUGAUAACUUGACAUCUGCUCAUAUCAUCUUUCUUGUCACAAAAGGAAGAAAUGCAAACAGUUAGAAGAGAUUUGCUUUCCACUGAGUGCUGGUCUCUGCUUCAUCUUUUAUUCUUUUCCCCCUCUGUAUGACGUGUCAGUGACAGGCAGGUGGGUUGCAACAGAUAUUUGACUGUAGUUUACAUCGAAGACUUGCUAUAUGCCCACAUUUUAUUCUCCUGUUAUGGUGUGAUUGGCACUCCAAAGGUUGAUGCAGAGCUAAUUUUGUUUAUAACUAAACUUAUAUUUUUGGCCAUUUACGGUCCUGUGCAAAAGAUUAAUUUAUAUUUUGCUUCCAAGGAUUUGCUGAGAUCUGGGCUGUUAACACUGCAUGCAUCUUUGGGGAGUUCAGUUUCAGUUUUACCAUCACAUAAAAUGAUGAACUUGAUAAUCUGGUUAUUUAAAAGAACAAGCAGAAGCCAAGAUGUAGGUCAAGAUGAAAAUCAUGACACGAAGAACAUCACUCAUGUCUGGAUUUGAACUUAGCUUAUCACAGCGAGACUGGAAGCAGCUGCAAGCAUCUCUCAUUUUAGCUGUAAACACGUCACACCUUGUUUGUUGUAAUCAUGCAGAAUUGUGGUACAGUUCAGACUUUUGAAGAGGCACAUUUGUAAAGCCCCGUUCAGCAUCAGCAGUCACAUUUUAUGAGUACAAGCUUAACAUAGAAAUCAAUGCUUUGAAAACAAGAUCCAGGAUGUAAUAAAUUCUAAUUCUUCUCAUUACUCAGACAAGUAAAGCCUUAUUUUCCUUCUUUACCUUGUGCUCACACAGCUGAACCUUCUUUCUUUACCUUAUUAGGAAUCUCUAUUAGGAAAGGGUAAACAGACUUUAAAGGGGACCUCUUCCCCUUGCUUCUUAGUUAUGGAGUUAAUACUUAACGUGCCUCUUUUCUGUCAACACGGAAACCUCUUUGUUCUGCAGAGGUGAUGGUCCAGUGCUUAAUGUAAAAAGCCAGUUCACCGUGAAAGUACCCAGGAAAGGGAGCAUUUAUUGUUCCUGUAACAAAGCAAAGGGUUCACCUAAUGUCCUGUGUACUUUCCAAAAGGCUGUCGAAUGCUAUAUUUUUCUUUUAAAAAGACAAUUUAGGAAACCCUUGUGACAACUUGUGCUCUCAUUGCUGGAAAGUUGGGGUAUCUGUAGGCACCAGGGUGGGCUCAGGCCACUCAUGCUCAUGUGAGCAAAGUCUAAUCCUCUUUAUCAAAAACAGCAGGUGUGUGCAAAUGCUGUUAACCCCAGAGACCUCUUACCGAAACCUUUAACACCCCAAAUCAAAACGGCCUCCACUCCUCUUUCAUCUUUCCAGAACAAAGGAAGAGGGGGAGCCUGGAAAAAUGGCUUUCUUAACCAGUCAUACUCUAUUUACUCCAACUCAUUCAUUUAGUUAUAAACUUUUCUAUAGUUUAAAUACAUUCAGUUUGUAAGAAUAUCACAACAUAUUGUAACUUUUACUGACAAAAAUGAAAAUCAGUAGCUUUCAUAUUACACUGGAAAUUUAAAAAAAAGAAAAGAAAAGGAUUUUAAAAUAGGGAGUAAACUGGGGUUAAAGUUAGCAAAACCAGGGGAACUGUCUUAUUAAAAGUAGGAUUUUAGCUUGUUUUAGUCAUCUAAAAACUAAAAUAACUUAAGUUUGACUUUAAAUCUGAGUGGUAGGAAGGCUUAUCUGAGUCAGCGUUAAAUAGUAAGCUGCCAGUCUGCCCAUGGGGGAAGGUUCAGGUUACGCAGAGAUGGACGGAGAGGGGGUGAGGAGAUCCUAAAUUUCCUGCAGCUGAAAUAAGGAAAAGGGGGGGAGGGGACCUCAUCGGUGUCCUUCCCAUCCGUCUUUAUGAGUUUGGACCUCAUAAGGAGGGGUGGGAAGGAGAAAAGGCAGAUAGAGAGACCUGGCAAACGCUCAUAUGACCCAAAUUUUCUUGCUAAGCUCAACAGCAGCUCUGACCAAGAAGGAAACUUUAGCUUACGGCAGGCGACAGAUCAGUGGUAAGAUGGCUUGAUGAAGUGCAGCUCGUUACCUGCUGGCACACCUGCAUACUGAGAGCAUUUAAGAUUCACCUCCUCCUCUUUUGGGGCUUUUACGCGGUUUGUUGACAGACCGCCACAAUAUAGUGUUAGACCUCCUAUGAAGGUGAAGACAGGUGGAGGCAGAUGGAGUUAACAGGAAACUCGUAGUGAAAGCAAGAGAAAGAAAAGCAGAAUCAGCCUUCACCAGAAGUCUGACGAUUGAUCUGAGGCAGGUCGAUCACAGUUGCUAGGAAACGGUGUCCUGUGUCCAUCACUCACCUCAUCAUCAUUGAGGUUUCGCGGGUGGGGGUUGGCGGACACAGCUAAUCAGCGUUAAAAGCAACCCCCGCCCUCGUCUCCACUGUCCUCCCCUGUCCUGUGCUUUCAUUGGUCCAACAGGCGCAUCAGCAAGCGCUCAGACAGCCGAGCGUCUGGACAAGCUGAGAAACUGCAGACUCACCCUGCUGAUGUUAAGCGGAGUUCUUCUUGAUCUCUGAAACCGCCACACAACAAUUUCAAAGCUGAGAGGAAUCAGAGCCUAACCUGAGUUUACCGAGCAGGAAAUCAUGUUGUUUUAGAGGUUUCCCUGAAUUUGACCCUACUUACUGUGUCAAGACGAAUGGAAGAGAAGUAUGGAAAGGUCAGGAGAGAAAUCUGUCAAUGCUGACUGAUAAGUGUUUUAGUGUGUAUGUGUGUGUUGGUGUUCAGUUAAUCAGCUCUACUCUCCAUCAGCGAGGUCUGUUCUCUGAUUGUAAAUCUCCAUCUCCACCUCUCUGCAUUCUCAGCCUGGCCCGAGGGGAUCGUAAUAACAACAAUGGCCUCUUCUCUUCCACUCUUUCUCCUCCCGCUAUUUUCUCUCUCUCUAAUAUAUACUCACACAAACACAUUAUUGUCUCCCUGAGCCCCACCCCACCACACCACCCCUCCUCCCGUUAGGGAAACUAGUCUAGGCCAAGGUCCAGCCUCACACAGCAGAGCCUCUCUUUAGAUCCUCCUCCUUCAGCUGUGGAGGGAUUUGUUUAAAGAAGCAAAACAAAACCCACAAUACCUGUCAGAUUCUUUCUAUGAGUUGAGUGCAGACUCAGGAACAGGAUGUGAUGGUCAGAUUUCAUGUUUUUAUGCUCAUUUUGAGGUAUAGGCUCUUGAUGCGAGUGUAGGUAAAGUUAGGACAUGUAGAGCUUGUCUGAGCUCUUGUUUCCCUCAGGAGGAGUUUCUAUAAACACAGCAUGCUCAGCGUUCCUGAAUUAACCCUGAUGUUUUAGCUGGGGCUCUUUACCAACCUCUUUUCUCUGUUUUUUGUUUUAUUUUUUUUUAUGUGCACCUCUGUUAAAAUCUCAUUCAGAAGGCAGGUAUUCAGGUCUGCUUUCCACACCCUGUCAUGUUUCCCUGUUCUUUGAAAUGACUGCAGACUUCAGGAAGUCCUCAUCAGAGCUUUGUGGACACCAAACUCUACAAGGAAACAAGAGAAUAAUCCAAAAUGGACUGAAAAGGAUUUUUAAAAAUGAUUGAAUAUGACAGGAUGUGUUUGAACGGAUUCAAGAUGUGGCCCAAGAUGACUUAAGCUGAGGGACUCCGGAUCAUACUGAUGCUUCUUUUUUCCCCAGAAUGCAUCUCACUGAGUCCAUCCACUUUAAAACCACUUCAGUUUAAAUCACCUCUUGACUCUCUCACGAUGGGAAUGGGGAAAAAAAAUGGCUGACAAAAGACUUUCAGCACCUGAGUCGUGACUUGAUGAGUGCAGCGGAUCAGCACUCCUUGUACUUCAGAUAGACGUUGAAACUGUCGAUCAGGCUACUUUAAAAAGCGCCUCCAUCCUCUAGUUGCAGCUACAGUAGAGAUUAGAGUUUGAUGGAUUCAGUCAGCUUUGAACUGACCAUCUCUAGUGGAACUGGACUUUUCACGUUUGGCCGUUUUAAAACUCUUUCGUCGUUACUACCUGAGUAAUGGUUCAAUCAUUUUCUGGAAAAAAAAACUAAACAGCAUCAUCCCUACCUGGGACUAGAUGAAAAAUAGCAGCAGCUAAAUGUGCUCAUUGUCUGAUUUAGAUUUUUUUUUUUUUUGUACUUUUUUUUCUCUCUCAAACUUGACCCAAAUUUUCGUUUCUGUAAUAACAUUCCAAUUAGGUUUUUGGGUUGAUUUUAAGUGAUUUUUUUCUCUUUAGAAAAUGUAAGAUUUUAUACAUUUGUGUUGUGUGUUCACCUCUAGUUGAGUGUGUUAACAAGCCAUGCUGGACAUGUACACAUUAAAAAUUGCUCUCAGAAAUCUUCAA